Molecule: messenger RNA, 2684 nt
Organism: Xenopus laevis (African clawed frog)
Lineage: Eukaryota; Metazoa; Chordata; Amphibia; Anura; Pipidae
Gene: mterf1.L
Product: mitochondrial transcription termination factor 1 L homeolog
Exons: 3
Coding region: 176-1366 (396 amino acids)
Biological process (GO): termination of mitochondrial transcription
Cellular component (GO): mitochondrial matrix; mitochondrion
Molecular function (GO): nucleic acid binding
Source: RefSeq, a predicted model, not a curated record
CCUUUCCUCUCCUCCCCUUUUCUUUGCACGUGGUUGUGACGUGAUGACUUCCUGAAAGACUCACUCUGGAGCUAAUCCGAGGAGAUAGCAGAAGAUCCGAGGGUAGAAUUGUGGUGGAGGUUGGAGCAACAGUACACAAGGUUAGGCUUUGCUAGAGUAAACAGGCAGCGGAACCAUGGCAAUGAAAGGGCUGAUUCGCACCACCUUAUUUUGCUUGCGUCAUAUGCCUCCUACAUGCACGAUAAGGAUUGCAAGCUUUCCGCAUGUUAAUUCAGCAUGGUCCCGAUUUUAUAGUGAGCAACUUCUGGACACCAAAAAACCUGAAUCCAAUGAAAACCAGAGCCUGCUGAGCAACCUAGAAUAUAUGGGUGUUGACAUUACAAUGGCCAGAAAACGUCAGCCUGGAAUCCUGAAGAAGAUGAUCACACACGAGGAAAGCCUGAGGAAGUUUCUGCAGUCGAAGGGAGCAAGCCGAGAAACAAUCGCCAGUAUUAUUUCUCGUUACCCCAGGGCGAUCACACGCACCUAUGAACACCUGCAGAAGAAGUGGGAGAUUUGGCAGAGCAUUUUGAAGACAGAUUUGCAUAUAUUAAAGAUCGUGGAACGCUCCCCAGAGUCUUUUUUCCGAUCUGGUGACAUUGAGAAUUUGCAGGAAAACAUUUCUUUCCUUAGUUCCCUAGGCUUGACUCCUAAAGAUCUGAGCCAACUGCUGGCCAAAGCCCCUCGAACAUUCUCCAAUCGAGCAGAACUCAACAAGCAGAUGGUUUACUUUUUACAGGACCUGCAUGUCUGUUUAGGAGGAGAAAAUCCGCAGGAGUUUGUUAAGCAAAUCAUUACCAAAAAUAUAUUCAUAUUAAUCAGAAGUACGAAGCGCCUUAAAGCCAAUAUUGAAUUCAUUCAGUCAACGUUUAAGAUGAUGGAUAAGGAAUUGCUGCUGUGGAUUCAAGGCAGCGGAGCAGACAUUCUGGACCUCUGUAACACCUACAUAAAGAGGAACUAUAAAAAUGUGCAGCAAAAGUUGCACUCCCUCGGCUGUACAGAGAACGAGAUUACUCGCAUUAUUACCAGCUACCCUAGCAUACUUUAUCUGUCCCCGGUGAACUUUCUUGUCAAGAUAGAUCUGCUUCUUAAGCGUGGCAUUGGUAUCGACCUUGUGCUAGAAACGCCCAGAGUCUUAGAGGUCAGCGUCGACAAUAUAAAAAGUAGAAUUGACGAUUUGAAAGAAAUUGGCUAUAACUUCGAGGUGAAUGGAAUCGGUAUUUUGGUUUUAAGCCAGACAAGCCAAGUGCAGGAUUGUGCACAUUUGCACACUUUGAGGCAUCGGGCACAGAGUAAAUGUUGCAUCACUUCCAGAGGACAUCCUUAAAAUUAGAAGACUGCUGUGGGAAGCCUGGAGCUAGCGACUGGUUCAUGGAGGCCCAUAUGGAAGCGCAGGAGCAUGUUUGGAUGUAUGUACCUGAAUUAAUUCAAUAUGGACUCUGCAGUGUGUCCUUUUUGGAGGCAUCUCACUGUGGGUGCAUUCAUAAAAUAACUCCUUGUGGAAGAUUAAACUAAUAGUAUAUUUUCCUUUAAUAAAAAAAAUAUAGGCUUAUGAUAUGAUGCCUAAGAAAGACUAAUCUAGCCAAAUUCAGUAAAUAUAUUCAGCUAGUAUCAGCUUACUACCCUCAGAAUCCUCUACCUGGCUGAUAUAUGCAAUGGCUUGGCCCAUAGAUCUUGUUACAAGUUACUUACUGUUAAAGCCCAUCUUUAUUCACUCAUCUACAGGUUGCAUCCAUGAUAUUCUUCUUCCCUAGCCAAUGUAAAGAAGUCCUGAUGUUCUAUUAGAGGAGGGAAAAAAUGAGAAAUGCCUGACAUUAUGGCUACAACUCUUUUCUCAAUACUCACGUUUUUCAACAUUCGUUAUUCCAUUUCAUUAUUGACCAGCCCUGAAACACCAUGCUUCUGGGAAGGUAUAAAGGUUUGAAUUUGCAAGCAGCUACUGGAAAUGACUGUUUUCUCAUCUCGUGACUCCAGCUGCUGGCAUUUCUUGGCUAAAGGACAGAUCCAGAUCAGAGACAUGAUAGGUGAUGUUGAGAGUGAAUUAAUAAAAAAUUUUGCACCUGGGCUAUGAUUCAAAAGCACCAAAGUUCAGAGAUGGGCAGAUGACAAAUUGGGUUUCUGUGUUUUCUCUAUGUCUUCAUGGGUUUUCUCAAAGGCACUGCUUUUCUUUCAUUCAUGCAGGAAAGGUGAUAUCGGUAUCCUCAUAGGAUGAGUUUUAGCAGCAGUCUGUUGUACUGUGUAUUUCAUACUGAUGUGUCAGACUAAUUGCUAAGGAUUUUGUUUGCCUUAUUCUGGAUCAGUUUGGAGAGGGCUUUGGUUGAAGUCUAUGUACUUCUUUUUCAGCCUCAGUUACCAUGUGACUAUAUUGGGUUGAUAUGAUAUUCAGCAGGGUUUAAAACAACACAGAGAGUAAUAUAAUAUUUAAUCAUUCCAGCAUUCCAGCAACAUCAGCAAACUGAAGGAUGUGGGCAAUAUACAUUAUAUCAGUAGGGGAGAAUCCUGCAUGCAUUACCUAGGGGGGCUAUCUACAUCUGAAUAGUACUGAGCUGGGCAGAGAUGAUAUAAACUACAUUUUGGAGUCAAGAAGGAAUUUAUAAUGUUUCUGUUGUGAGACAGGAUUAAAAUAAAAAAGUUGUUUGCCCUUU